This is a messenger RNA of Penaeus chinensis, 5454 nucleotides long. Its product is annotated as bestrophin-2-like. The record is from RefSeq and is a predicted model, not a curated record. Lineage: Eukaryota; Metazoa; Arthropoda; Malacostraca; Decapoda; Penaeidae. The transcript is spliced from 14 exons. Gene Ontology annotation, molecular function: chloride channel activity. Bases 690 to 2690 code for a protein of 666 amino acids.
CCUUUCCAGUCAGCGCAUACUCUAUUAAAGCCUUUAGGGACAACUUCAAUGCUCCUAUUCCAUGCUUUGUUAUCCUGGAGAACACAAACAGUAAUACAGUUGUCGAGUAACAACUUACUAUAGAACAAAGUGACUUUGAUUCGGUGUCAGUGAAGACCGGUUGAAAGGAGAAAACUUAACGAAAGUCACGCUUGCCGGUAUUGAUCAGAGUGACUGCACAGCUAGUAGUGAACUCGCUGCAAUUCUUUUUUUCUUUUUUUUUAAGCAACCUUGUAUACGGCGAAGUGACCGAGCACAUGGGAAGGUAACCUCCCAGUUGGGAGUCCGAGUGCUGUGAUGGUUGCAUCGGUGACAACCUGGCUACGCUCUUCCUGUGGGACACCGAAGCCUGUGAUGUGGACUUUCUCUUGGCACCGCCGAGACCCGUAAAUGCCAAAUUAUCUAUUUACGUGUGUGCGAAUUGAUAGCAUUCCUCUUCGCCGCUGACUACGCGCAGCUACAUAUCUCUCUCUCUCUCUCGGAGAAAAAAAUAUAAAACAAAAGUGUGUGUAUAUUGUUACUUUCCUCUUCGACGCUGAUACGCGCGGCUACAGCUCUCGAAAACAAGGAAGUGUUUUGGGGGGGGAAAUACUGAUGCCAAAUUCGCACUUCUCGGCACCAACCACCACCACCUGAGGACUCGUGAAGGAAUGACGGUCACCUACACCAGGCAUGUCGCAACGUGCAGAGGCUUCGGCUGCUUCUGGAAACUCCUUCUUAGAUGGAAGGGGAGCAUCUAUAAGCUGAUUUGGCCGGAGCUGAUUCUCUACACCAUCCUGUACUACACAGCCAGCUUCAUCUACAGAUUCGCGCUGGACGACUUCCAUAAAAGAAAAUUCGAGAAGCUAACGAUCCACUGCCAGCGCUUCGUCGACUUAAUCCCGGUGUCGUUCGUCCUCGGUUUCUACGUCAACAUCGUCAUCCAGCGUUGGUGGGAUCAGUACAAGACGAUCCCUUGGCCGGAUUCCUUGUGUGUCUUCGCGUCGACUUGCAUCCAUGGACACGACAAACGCAGCAAGUUAAUGAGAAGGACGAUUCUGCGCUACGCCAACCUCUCUAUGCUAAUUACCUUCACCAUGAUCUCUCCAGCGGUUAAGAAAAGGUUCCCAACGAGAGAGCACCUUGUGGAAACGGGCUUCAUGACGGAAAACGAGAAGAAGAUUUUCGACGACCUGGACGAAAAGGCGAGUCACCCCAAGUACUGGAUGCCCCUCGUAUGGGCGGGCAGCGUGGUGGCGCGGGCGAGGAAGGAGGGCAGGAUACGGGACGAUUUCGCGGUCAAGACGCUGGUCGACGAGAUUAAUAGCUUGCGUGGGAAAUGCGGGCGUCUUCUGAGCUACGAUACCAUUAGUAUACCUUUGGUGUAUACGCAGGUCGUCACUCUGGCUGUCUAUUCCUUCUGCCUCGGCACCGUCAUGGGGAGGCAGUUCUUAGACCCCAAACUACAGAUUCCAGACCACGAUAUCGACUUCUACGUGCCAGUCUUCACUUAUUUGCAAUUCUUCUUCUACAUGGGGUGGCUGAAGGUCGCCGAGACGCUGGUUAAUCCCUUCGGCGAAGAUGAUGACGAUUUCGAGAUCAAUUGGCUGGUGGAUAGGAACCUGCAGGUUUCGUACCUCAUCGUGGACGAGAUGCACAACGAGCACCCGGACCUUAUCCAAGACAUGUACUGGGACGAGAUCUUCCCCCAAGAGCUGCCUUACACCGUCGCCGCGGAACAGUACAGGAAGGAGGCGCCACAGGGAUCCACGUUCCAUAUACAGGUUCCCGACGAAGAACAGGAUUUCUUGCCGCUGGUCGAGGAGGAGGAGGAUGGUGAAGAUGAUGAAAGUUUGAGGGACGAGGAGAAGGGCCAAUCGCCCACGAAGAAGCCCUCGAGUGCCAAGUCCAUCCGAUCUCGCGUGGGUUCCGGCCUCUCGUCGCGGAAACCCUCGAUGCUGUCAAUGCUCCUGCAACGCGUACGUUCUGGGAGUCAGGAGAACACGAGGCGAAGAAGCACUAAAGGAUUUGGAAGCACGGUGUCAAUACGCCAAAUGAAGAGACGACCUAGCCAGCUGAGGUCAGUGUCCCGGAUGUCAUCCUCGACGCAAAUGACCUUACAAAGUUCCGCUUCACCUACGAGGAAAAUCACCUUAGUUGGAGAGAACGGCACGAACCUCAACCUCUCGGACGAUUCCCUGAACGUGCAGUCGCCGCUCCCGAUGAGAGACGAUUCGGACGACGAGGGAGCCAUCGAGAUCAACUUUAAGCGGAGGGACGAAAACGGACGUGUUAUCUCACCGGAUGCAGGAUUAAAGAAUGCUGAGAAUGAGAACGAAGUAGAAGGCAGAGCGCACAGGAAAUACUCAGGGGACGGAAUUACAUCGUUGAAAAGCCGACCAAGCUCGUCAGCCGCGGGACCGAAGAUUGUGCCACUGGAAGAACCUGACUCGCAAGUGUUCAUGGGCGACGAUGAGCUGAAGACGAUCACCGACGACAUCCUGAAGACGGUGGAGGACGAUGAUUCCGAAGACAAGGACAAGCCGCCCGAUCCCGCACCCAAGAAGUCCUUCGACGCCGUGGCCUUGGCUGGCUUAGAGCCCAUCGCGGAGGAGAAGAAGGACGCUGAGGGGGACUCCGUGACUGAUACGCUCGAUACAGAUAGGCAGUGAUUGUGAUAGAAAAGGGGAAACGUUGAUAAUAGAGACGAAGAAAGGGAGAGAAAGAGAGAGGAAGAUAAAAUUGCCUUUUUUGGGGAAAGAGGAUUUGUGGCUGAUACGCUGGAUACAGAAAGGCAGUGAUUGUGAUAGAAAAGGGGAAAAGGUGAUAAGAGAGACGAAGAAAGGGAGAGAAAGAGAAAGGAAGACAAAAUUGCCUUUUUCGGGGAAAGAGGAUUUGGGACCGAUACGCUGGAUACAGAAAGGCAGAGAUUGCGAUAGAAAUGGGGAAAAGGGGAUUGAAAGAAACGAAGAGGGAGACGGGGACUACGAGAAAAGGAGAAGAGGAAGACAGAGAGAGAGAGAGAGAGAGAGAAAGUAAGAAAAAAAAGCCUUUUUAUUAGAAGGAGAAUUUGUGAUUGAUACGCUCGAUACAGACAGGCAGUGAUUGCGAUAGAAAAGGGGAAACGGGGACUAAAAGAAACGAAGAAAGGGAAAGAGAGAAAGGAAGAUUAAAUUGCGUGUUUUUGCCUCUUUUUUGGAAACAGAAUUUGUGACUGAUACGCUCAGUACAAAUAGGCAGUAAUUAAGGUUAGUGCUCUCGGUGAAAAAAGGGGAAGAUUGAAAAAAGAAAAAGACAAAUUAAAAGAAAAGGGGGAAGGGAGAAAGAAGAAAAGCAUAUAUGUAAAGAAAGGGGGGGGGGGGGAGAGAAAGAAGAAAGGGUAGAUUAAAAGAAAGGGAGACAAAGAAAAUAGAGUAUUUUCAUCAGAUGCUUAAGUGAAUAAAAGUAAAAAUUAACUUAAGAGAAUAAAUGAUUGACGCAGAAACAGAUAGGUAGUGACCUGGUCGGUGAUUUCGAUAAAAAAGAGAAACGGUGCAAAUGUAAAGAAAGAAAAAGAAAGAACAAAGAAAAGAAAAGAAAAAAAAAAAGCAGUAGUUUAAUCCAGUGCUUUUGCUGAAUAGAAAUGCGAACGAGAAUUUUGCAAAUAACUAUGCCUGGUGCUUAUGAUAAAAAAUGGCUUGCUCACUGUAAGUUCCUUUUUUAGGCUAAAGUGUAGCACCUUAAGGGAUAAUCAAUAUAAGACAACGCCUUGAUUACAAAAAAAAAAAAAAAAAAAAAAAAAAUGCUUACUAUUCUCAGAUAAACAUCACUUUAUACCAAUUAAACUUGAAUUGUAGUAUCUAUAGUUAUAUAUCUACCAAUAACGGACAAAACCGCAUCGCAGACUCUAUCUAAUAGGGUAAUGCUUAGACAUUUAGAGAUUCCAAUCCUCUUAUAAAGGGAUUGAGAUACAUUACGCUCAUUUAUUCUUCCAUGGACUGUGUGGCACGAUGUUCUGAUGAUGUAUAAGUAUCUGCUGUACUGAUUGUAGGUUCGUAAAACUCGAUAAUGUUAUAAAAUAGAUGUUUAGUUUCAUGUCUCUCAAAAUAUGAAGAAGAAAAAGGAGAACGAGAAUGAAGAAGAGGAGGAGGAGGAGGAGGAGGAGGGGAAGAAUACAAUGAGAAAAAUAAGGAAAAGAGUGUGUGUGUGUGUGUGUGUGUGUGUGUAUACGUGCGUGCGAGCUCGCGCGUAUGCGUGAGUGUGUGUGUGUUCACCAAUGUGAGUGUCGUAAGAUAGUGUUCAGUACAAAUCACUUCAGGAUUUGAAAUGCAUCAUAACGUAUUGAUAGGCCAGUUACUAAAAUAUACUAAAUCACUAUUACGGUAUCAGCAAUUAUAUUUUGUUACCAAGACACGGUAUUUAGUAACGAUAAUGAUCACAAUGUUAAUGGAAAAUAAUAAUGAAAUACAGAAAUAGUAGUAACAUCAAUAACAAUGCUAUCACUAUACUACAGUAGUAAACAAUUCCUUAUCAUUAAUAUUAGCAUCAUUAUUACAGGAUUAACACGUUAUCACUUAUAAUAAAACUGUAUACUUAUAUGUUUAUUGUUAUCAUUAUCAUUGCUGCUUCCAUCAUUAAUACUUUUAUAAUAUCCUAUAUCGUAGAUGGUAUAGAAAUGAAUGUCAUCAGUAAAGGAUAAUUAGCGAUAAUAAUAAUAAUAACAGUAAUGGUAAUUACUAUGUACAUGGAUAGUCUCCUCUAGACUUAUAAAUAUUAUUUUCUUUCUAAAUAUAUUAUCUAAUACUUUCAUUAUUAUAUAUCAUAAUGAGCAAAUAAACUCAGGAAUAGGCAUGUGAAAACAAAUGUUAAUCAACUUUACCUAAUAUCAAAUUACAAAGAAAACGUGUAUCUUUAUUACAUAUUUAAGAAUAGUCUAUUAUUCACUUUUCUCAGUUGGAAAUCGCUCUCAAUCGCACUGAAAAAAACAUCCGGGAAAUUCUCAUGACCCCCUAAUGUAUGAAAUGUUUGUACCGUGUUCAUAACGAUACAUGUAGGGGAGAAAGAGAGAAAGAGAGAGAAGAGAGAGAGAGAGAGAGAGAGAGAGAGAGAGAGAGAGAGAGAGAGAGAGAGAGAGAGAGAGAGAGAGAGAGAGAGAAAAGAGAGAGAGAGAGAGAGAGAGAGAGAGAGAGAUACAGAAAUCAUUAUGGAUAACGAGAGCAAGAGAGGAUAGUAAGUGGAUUUUUUGUGUCGUUCGUUAUUUUCAGUGAAAAUGAAUAGACGGAGCGUGGGCGUAUUUCUCAAGAGCUGCCGAUUGAAGUUAAUGAUGUUUACUGCUAAACAGAGGAUUAGAUAUUCAAAGUGGAGUAAUUAUUGUAUCACUAUUUUUAUAUGUAUACCUGUAAUAAACCUUUCAUGAUUAUUGACACCUGAUAGUAACAAACGAUAUUACUACUACAA